Aedes aegypti (yellow fever mosquito) is the source of this 415-nucleotide messenger RNA. RefSeq lists its product as uncharacterized. Gene Ontology annotation, biological process: regulation of phosphorylation. The record is from RefSeq and is a predicted model, not a curated record. The annotation marks the transcript as partial. The transcript has a single exon. Gene Ontology annotation, cellular component: cytoplasm. Lineage: Eukaryota; Metazoa; Arthropoda; Insecta; Diptera; Culicidae.
GAUUGGAAGAUACCCACACAGGAAAGAGGGGGGACUCACCACGGCCCUCCGCGAAUAGCUGUAAAAACCGGACCCUCGAUUGACGGCGGCAAAUCGGACACGGACAUAGGGGCGGCGGAAUGCAGUGCGGCGUUGAAACCAUGAAUGACUGCGAACGAUCGCCGGGUCGCACCGGCCUAAGGGUCAACUUCACCGAGAAGGGCGAAGUGAAGGAGCGUCGGGAGAAAUUCCUGACCGCCAAGUACGGAUCACACCAGAUGAGCCUGAUCCGGAAGCGGCUGGCCGUGGAAAUGUGGCUGUACGACGAGCUGCAGAAGCUGUUCGAUCCACCGGUGAGAAUUGGGAGAUGCCUUGCUACGCUCCUUAAUAUGGGAUCCUCUUAUGAAAAUCUAGGCUCAAAAAUAUUGAACAUACA